GGCUGUAAAGAACAUUAGGACGGUGCUAAGGAUGACAAGAACCGGCGCCGGAAGCUUCAUUUAGAUUAAUGUGAAACAGCUUUGUUUCGUCGUUUAUACUGCAUUGGGGAGGCAAAGGGUGCGCUUUGGGUAAAGGCUGAUCGACCACCUGCAUACACCGUGGCGCAUUAGAUUAAUCUCCCGCAGCUUGCUGCGUGUGGGUAAUUGUCCUGGAGCUAAUGCACUCUUCCCCAUACUGGUGGCGGUGGAUGCGCAGGAGGAACCGAGGUCGGUAUGGUAUAUGGAUAUUGUUCGUAAUGAGAGGGAGGGUGGAGACAUCGCUAAUCUUGUCUGUAAUAUCUGGAUAGGGCCGAGGGAAUUGGGAAUUUGGUAUAAGUAGGCUGAGGCUUGACAAAAUAUUGAGGUAUCUGGCCACCAACGUUCUCUACAGUCUCCAAGUCAAGUAACAGUCUCGAUAACUCGAAUUCACCAUGAAGCUUUCUCUCAUCACCAUCUUGUCCGCCACCGCGCUGGUUUCGGCUGCGCCUUUCGCUGAGCCCGAAGCCUUCCUCGAUGAGCGCCAGGCUGCUCAGAGCAUCGAUGCUGCAAUGAAGGCAAAGGGCAGGAAGUACUUCGGUACCUGCUCCGACCCAGGCCGCUUCAACAGUGGAAAGAACGGUGCCAUCAUCAAGGCGAACUUCGGUCAAAUCACACCCGAGAACUCCAUGAAGUGGGAUGCCACUGAGCCCUCGCGUGGUUCGUUCAACUUCGGCACUGCCGACCAGACCGCCAAGUUCGCAAAGGACAACGGCAAGCUCCUCCGCGGUCACACCACCGUGUGGCACUCGCAGCUGCCCAGCUGGGUUUCGUCCAUCAGGGACAAGGCCACCUUGACCACUGUCAUGCAGAACCACAUCAGCUCUUUGAUGGGCCGCUACAAGGGUCAGGUCUACGCCUGGGAUGUCAUCAACGAGAUGUUCGAGGAGAACGGCAACUUCCGUGCCAGCGUCUUCUACAACGUCCUUGGUGAGGACUUUGUUCGUAUUGCAUUCGAGGCUGCCAAGGCUGCGGACCCGUCUGCGAAGCGUUACAUUAACGACUACAACCUGGACCAAGCUUCCUACGCGAAGACCCAGGCCAUGGUCAGGAACGUCAAGAAGUGGAUCGCUGCCGGCAUCCCUAUCGAUGGUAUCGGUUCCCAAGGUCACUUGCAAUCUGGCCAGGGUGCCAACGCCCCAGCUGCCAUGGCCGCGCUUUGCGGAGCAGCUCCCGAGUGUGCGCUCACCGAGGUCGACAUCCAGAACGCCCAGCAAUCCGACUGGACCAACGUUGUCAAGGCUUGCUUGAACCAGAGCAACUGUGUUGGUAUCACCGUCUGGGGUGUCCGCGACUCCGACUCCUGGAGGCCUCAGGGCAACCCGCUUCUGUUCGACUCCAACUACAACGCCAAGACUGCUUACAACACUGUUCUUGCUGCUCUGAAGUAA
Alternaria alternata is the source of this 1466-nucleotide messenger RNA. RefSeq names its product endo-beta-1,4 xylanase. The transcript is spliced from 4 exons. The record is from RefSeq and is a predicted model, not a curated record. Gene Ontology annotation, biological process: carbohydrate metabolic process. Bases 471 to 1466 code for a protein of 331 amino acids. Lineage: Eukaryota; Fungi; Ascomycota; Dothideomycetes; Pleosporales; Pleosporaceae. Gene Ontology annotation, molecular function: hydrolase activity, hydrolyzing O-glycosyl compounds.